GAGUUGAAUUCAACGUCUUAGGAUGAAUGUGCGACGGAUUCCCGGUUUUAUCUAUCACUACAAGAUCCAUGCAAGCUCGAUUUUAGGAAUGAUUGCAAUUAUUCUCUGGCUACUGCAUCACUGGGGUAUUAUCUGCACAAAUUUGGAAGCGCGAGGACACGUUGCCAGGGUGUGCGCUGAUCAUGUAGAAGGACCAGCCCUUGGGGUUCUCUGCAAACCGUUGUGUUCAGAUCACACUAUCCAUUCGCUGGCCUGCGAAAGUUUGCAUUCAGGGAAGGAAGCGGUUUUCUCAGCGAACUGGGAAGACACCAGAGUAGUCUUCAAAGCAGCCAAAUUACUGACAUCAAUUGAGCCCUACGAGUCCCUCCAUUGGUUUGACGCCCUGGGGUAUAAGCACUAUCCCACGGAAUUGGAAUUUGACAAGAUGAUCGGUGACCUGGUGUUCAAUAAACUGAAUAUAACCCUGAAUAAACGUCAGGUGGAACGCCUGAGUCGGCUAAGGCCAGGACACCUGGAGAUCGACGAGGAGAAGCGACAAUUUGAGAUGGAGAACGUAUGGGCUUUGCUCCAGGAGAACGAGUACCUCAUCUCGAUCCUCUACGAGGAGAGGGACCUCUUCCCAAGGCUUAUCGGUACUUGCGGUAAUUUUUACUCGGUGGAGUACGUGAGACCCUUAGAAAAACCAACGACAGCUUUUGCCAGGGAAAAUUCACCCAGCGACUGGGGAGAAAGGCUCAAGAUAGCUGUGAUGAUCAUGGACCUUGUGGACGAUCUCGAGAGCAAUUUUCCAGAGCCUUUCUCCCUCUGUGAUGUUAAGAUCAAUCAUUUUGGUCUUUCUUUCGGGGACUCCAGGCUGAAGUACCUCGAUCUACAGGCAGUUUUUCCAAAGAGCAUUGCAACUAGACUCACUGCUGAUGGAAGGAAAUGCCGAAAACACCAAGACUGCGAUUAUUUUGAUUGCAGAUCUGUUUGUUCCGGCUUAAAACGCUGUGAGGCACCUGUGAUUAAUGAUAACUUACAAAUAAUCUGUGAGAAAAUAUUCCUGGGCUGGACCUUAUCAGGCACCAUAAUAAUUCCGGGACUGCUGAUGUCCCGCAGAACUCCAGCAAGUCUAGCAGUUCUUCUUCGACAGUGUGCAAACCCCCAUGGAGACACUGUUCACCUGCCUAGGGCGUCUGUGCCAGCAGAUAUUAGGAGUCGCCUUUACGAUAUGCUCACUGAAAUGGAACGACAAUAUUCCAAUUCUUCCUAGGCGUCGCACACAUUCUCUCAAAAUAGAAAUCAGUAAUCGAUAAUUAGGAUAGGAUAAUCAGGGCCUUACUAGUCACUAGGAGUUUAUCAACUCGUUUAUUGCCUAAUCUCAGCUAAUUCGAGAUUUUUCAAGCUUUAAUGAUGUUAUCUAGGUGAUUAAUUAAGUAAUCAGAGUAUCCAUUAUAUUAUAAUGAUAUUGAUAAUAAUUUUCUUAUAUUAGGGGUAAUAAAUUUCUUUUAAUGAUUGAUCUACUGACUUUUUCAUAUAUGAAUGUUAAUCAAUGGGUCCCAAAUUUAUUAGUGAAUAUCGUGAUUCAAUUAAUUCAUCGAGGCAAUUAUUUCUUUAAAUCAUUUAAAAAAUAAUUUCCAAGUCCUUUAGUUUAAAAAAAAAGCACAUGGAAUGGAAAGUGUAAUGGACGGUGAGCCAAAGGAUGCAUUCUCAUGUGAAAGGUUCACAUGACAUCUCCAAAACGUUCAAAAAAUAUCUCAGAUCAUAGAUAUCGCAGAGGAUUUAUCUAAGGAAGUGAUUAAUAAUAAAACUCAUAAAACAUUCGCAAAUACAUUUGACAACGAGAAUUUCAUCAACAUAGCCGGCGCUAGUAACGACAAAAAAUUGACCUUUGAAAUGAUCUCUACUGUUUCCACCAGUAACGCCACAGUCGCUCGAAUUUUUCGUUAACUUUGCCAUCUUUGAGGAUCGACAUCGCCCACGGGAUCCACUGGUGUUUCGCUAUCAGAGAACAUCUGAUUCGAAAAAGGGCAUCUCCAAUUAAUUUUUAUGCAACCACCAUCGCAAUUGUCCAAUAUGGACUGGGGAAAUUGGGGUAAAUAUCCCCAA
This is a messenger RNA of Fopius arisanus, 2088 nucleotides long. RefSeq names its product allnighter (gene aln). NCBI's taxonomy places the organism in Eukaryota, Metazoa, Arthropoda, Insecta, Hymenoptera, Braconidae. Bases 23 to 1252 code for a protein of 409 amino acids. The transcript is spliced from 4 exons. The record is from RefSeq and is a predicted model, not a curated record.